Molecule: messenger RNA, 1720 nt
Organism: Protobothrops mucrosquamatus (brown spotted pit viper)
Lineage: Eukaryota; Metazoa; Chordata; Lepidosauria; Squamata; Viperidae
Gene: DYRK2
Product: dual specificity tyrosine phosphorylation regulated kinase 2
Exons: 1
Coding region: 66-1640 (524 amino acids)
Biological process (GO): peptidyl-serine phosphorylation; peptidyl-threonine phosphorylation
Cellular component (GO): nucleus
Molecular function (GO): protein serine/threonine kinase activity; protein serine/threonine/tyrosine kinase activity; ATP binding
Source: RefSeq, a predicted model, not a curated record
CAGCCUGCAGUUUUUUAACUAGAAAAUCAUGCUUUGUAUUUUAGGUUGAUGGAAAUAAGCACACCAUGAAUGAGCAUCUACAUGUUACCAGUCAUGGGCAGGUCCAACAGCUCUUUGAAGAUAAUAGUAACAAAAGGACAGUUCUAUCCACACAACCAAAUGGGCUUGCAACAGUAGCAAAAUCAGGGCUGCCAGUGGUACAAGAUAGACAGCUCGAGAGCUGUCAUAGGCGUCAGGGGAGCUCCAACUCCGCGAAAUCUACUGAAGGACCAGGAAAGAUAAAAGCUACUGUCAUGACUCCUGAGCAAGCAACGAAGCAAUACGUGCACAAGCUAACAGCCUUUGAGCAUCAUGAGAUCUUCAGUUACCCUGAAAUAUAUUUCUUGGGUCCAAAUGCAAAGAAAAGGCAAGGUGUCAUUAGUGGUCCAAACAAUUGUGGAUAUGAUGAUGACCAGGGAUCUUAUGUGCAAAUACCCCAUGAUCAUAUAGCAUACAGAUAUGAAGUUCUUAAAGUUAUAGGAAAAGGAAGUUUUGGACAAGUGGUAAAGGCAUAUGAUCACAAGAUGCAUCAACAUGUUGCUCUGAAGAUGGUGAGAAAUGAGAAGCGUUUUCACCGCCAAGCUGCAGAAGAGAUUAAAAUUCUGGAGCACCUUAAAAAACAGGACAAAGAUAAUAACAUGAAUGUUAUACACAUGCUGGAGAACUUCACAUUCCGCAACCAUAUAUGUAUGACAUUUGAGUUGCUGAGCAUGAACCUUUAUGAGCUCAUUAAGAAAAAUAAAUUUCAGGGCUUUAGCCUGCCUUUGGUUCGUAAAUUUGCCCACUCCAUUUUGCAGUGCUUGGAUGCUUUGCACAAAAACAGAAUAAUUCACUGUGACCUUAAACCAGAAAACAUUCUGUUAAAACAACAGGGUAGGAGUGGUAUUAAAGUGAUUGAUUUUGGCUCUAGCUGUUACGAGCACCAGCGCGUCUAUACAUAUAUCCAGUCACGUUUUUACCGUGCCCCUGAAGUCAUCCUUGGUGCUCGAUAUGGGAUGCCAAUAGACAUGUGGAGCCUGGGCUGCAUUCUUGCUGAACUCUUAACAGGAUACCCUCUCUUACCAGGAGAAGAUGAAGGGGAUCAGCUGGCUUGUAUGAUAGAACUCUUGGGCAUGCCUUCCCAGAAACUACUGGAUUCAUCAAAAAGAGCAAAAAAUUUUGUGAGCUCCAAAGGUUACCCCCGAUAUUGUCCCAUUACUACCUUGUCAGAUGGUUCUGUUGUGCUUAACGGUGGCCGCUCCAGGCGGGGCAAAUUGCGUGGCCCCCCAGAGAGCAGAGAAUGGGGGAAUGCAUUGAAAGGAUGUGAUGAUCCACUCUUCCUUGACUUCUUGAAACAAUGUUUAGAGUGGGAUCCAAUGCUGCGUAUGACACCCAGUCAGGCUUUACGGCAUCCCUGGCUCAGGAGACGUUUGCCAAAGCCGCCAACUGGGGAGAAGCCAUCAGCAAAAAGAAUAACAGAAAGCACUGGUGCUAUCACAUCCAUUUCCAAGUUACCUCCAACUUCAAACUCAGCUUCAAAACUGAGGACUAAUCUGGCACAGAUGACGGAUGCCAAUGGGAAUAUUCAGCAGAGAACAGUGUUGCCAAAGCUUGUGAGCUGAGGUUUGAAUAAUACAAUGCUGAUUUGAAGAAAGAAAGAGAGUGCACAGUUAUGUGACUGAGCCUUAUUCACAUGAAAAAA